CAAAGGAGGGGCUCAAUAUGUCGUAGUAAAAGUAAAAUAGCAACUAAUAGAUAGCAUGAUAUGAAAGCAUUUAGCUAGGGAGCUAACGGUAGCCGCUACGUCUAAGUGGAAGCGUUAGUUUUAGAGAUGUUGUUCUGUGUAAUAUGACAUUGUGCCUGACUCACACCUAUCCUUCAUUAGUCAGACUUCUCAGCGCAAAUCGUGCAUGCAAGUGUUUUUAACUGUUACCGUCGAAUUGAAUGUAAUCCUACCCCUACUGAAACGUAACUCAGCCAUUAAGACGUUUGGAAUUAAAAAUCAUUAAUAAUCUCAAUUUGUGGGUGAGAUUAUAUGUGGUAUUUUAUCAUUGUAGAACUGAACAGAUCACGUUGCAGCACAUUUAUCAGUCUAGGAAGUGUUUAAACCGAGACUUUCUUCACACUUCAUCACUUUGCUUUGAGUGCUGUUAGAAGCAUGUAAUCACAUUGUACACAUUGACACAAGGACUUGUCAUCCUGAUGGCACUGACAUGUUCACUGACACACAUAUGUAGUUUUGAGAGAUGAACUAAGGAUUUUGAGCAAGUAACUGCUUUUUGCAGGUAAUCCACGGUGUUUUGCUAUUUGUAUGAAUUGUUUUGAGAAAUGCACUUACUAUUUUACAAAUGUCAAGGAUUAUUCGAGAAAUGUACCAAAGCCACUGAGAAAAACUGUGAAUGUUAGCAGCUAUAGCAGCUCUCUACAGUAGCUCCCAGCUGAUGUUAGUGUUUGCAAAUCCUAGCUUAUCUUUAGCAUGAGCCUCAGAUAGCUAUUUAAAUUGGACAGUUGCCAGACACUUUUUUCACAGCUUUAAGUGAAACUAUAGGGAGGCCUCAUGAUGAGCAAUCAACAACCAUAAGUCCAUUUUAUUAAAAAGAAGGAUCCCACCUGGCCACCUAACUCUGUGGUACAGCAAAUACACAACACAUUUUCUGACAGUUAAACUGUCCCUCAUAUUUGCCUUAUUGGUUAAUAUGUUUUUAAUCAAAUACAUUGUUCAUUGAAAUUAUGUGAUUAGCAGUGAUUAGCUGUUUAUCAUUAUCAUCCCUAAAUAGCAAUACAUUUAGGUGAGUUCAGCAUAAAACGGCAAAGCUUUUAUGAGAUCCAUUGGGAAGAAAUUAAAUAGUGAUGAAUUGGUUAUCGAUGGUAAUGUUCUUUAUUCAGGGACGCUACAUGUGUAGUGGCCUCUUAGUCACAGGGUAGCCCCACCUUUGUGCAUUCUCUGCUUUAUCGUCAGUUUUACUCAAAAUGGGACCAUAAUUGCAAAACAAACGCCAUGCUGUGUUGAAGGACAGUUAAAAUUAGUGAUUAAGGCCAUAACCGUGUUAUGAAAAUGUUGACUGACCUAACAAAUGAAGUCAUACGUAGGAUAAUUUUCUGAUAGCCUUCCAUAUAAUUGACUUAAAGAUUUGUUUUUGAUUGAGUGAGCAUGAAGUAAUGUUAUCAACUUUUCACAGUUAGACUGCGACUCCAAUAUUUUUCCUCUUGAGGUCCAGACCCGUGUUUCUGUGUUUUGGAGGCCAUGCCUCGGAAAGGCGUAACCCCAAAACGUCGCCCCCCACUGCCAGCCCCAGGGACAUCCCGUUCAACACCCGUGUCCCCAAGACGAAGUGGAGUUUCAAGGAAGCCUCCUGCUUCUCCGAAGAAGAGACGAUUUAGACCAGGAACCAAGGCCUUAAUGGAGAUCCGCAAGUAUCAGAAGAGUACCGAUCUUCUGCUCAGGAAGGGACCAUUCUCUCGCUUGGUUCGUGAAGUGUGCCAAAGUUUUUCCAGAGAAGCUCUCCGAUGGCAGGUCUACGCUCUUCUGGCCCUGCAGGAGGCAGCAGAGGCAUUUCUCGUCAUGAUGUUUUCAGAUGCCAACCUGUGUGCCAUCCAUGCCAAGCGUGUCACCUUGUUUCCCCGGGACAUUCAGCUGGCUCGGAGGAUCCGAGGGGUGGAUAACCUGUAAAAAGAAAGAAGAAGAACAAGAAAAGAAAUACAAUAAUCAUUGGCCAAUAGGAAUGACAUUCUUUGGAUUUUGGCCACUUUUAACUGUGUGACUUUAAAAGACACUGCAGAGAAAGGAACCUGAAAAAGAAUCCUCGCCAAGCAGCUGUAUGUUUAUAAACUGUUGAAUGAUUUUACUAUACAGAGUAGAUCUGCUGUUUAGUGUGAUAACUGCUCAUUUUUAGGGUUCAGUGUUACUGAUGUGUAUAUACUGUUUCUCAUUGAAGUAAACCUAUUGUGUUGAUAAAUGUUAAUAUUUUCUCUUUGUAAUCUUUACCUUAUGUCUUAUUUUAGUUUGGACAAAAUGUGUACUUAUUAUAAAGUGAAUGCCAAAAGCCCAAAGUGGUGUCUUUUCAAAUGGUUUUUUAAUUUUGUGUUUGACAGUUAAGUUGCCAACUCAGUGUUUAAUAAAUGAAGAGCAGGCACCAUUGUUGUCAGUCAUUUGCCUUAUGAAACUUAUUUGAGAAUGUUUUUUUUCAUCCAUGAGUUAGGGCCCAAUAUUCUCAAUAAAAAUUGUGUGUGUGUA
Stegastes partitus (bicolor damselfish) is the source of this 2529-nucleotide messenger RNA. It is a transcript of the gene cenpa, whose product is annotated as histone H3-like centromeric protein A. NCBI's taxonomy places the organism in Eukaryota, Metazoa, Chordata, Actinopteri, Pomacentridae. The coding region runs from base 1540 to 1965 and encodes 141 amino acids. Gene Ontology annotation, molecular function: DNA binding; structural constituent of chromatin; protein heterodimerization activity. Gene Ontology annotation, cellular component: nucleosome. The record is from RefSeq and is a predicted model, not a curated record. The transcript is spliced from 4 exons.